GUGCAUUGUUUGGUUGACAAUGCCAUAACGUCACGACUGAGUUUGUUUAGUGUCAUGGCGAUAGAUCGUACAUGGCAUAUUUUGUGGACACUGACAGGCAAGAUUAUUGGUAUGUAAAGAGGGUAUCAGAACAACAAUGGCGGGGGGCAUGGAAGAGCGAGCAUACAAAGUGUUAACAGGGACGUUUUCUGCGGCAGAGAAGCCAAAGAUUCCUGCUGAAAUUGUUCGUGUAUAUCUGGCUUCAAAUGGCACAGAUUCAGUAACGGAGAGAACAUCUUUUAUUCAGAAUGUGUACCCUCGACUUAGGGAAUAUUGUCGUCGACAGUAUGGGGUGGAAUUUCAGGUUGUUGAUCUAGAAUGGGGUUUACCACCAUACCAAUCUUUAACUGAUGAUUUUAAACAGCGAGAAAUAAUCAAAUGUCAAACUAUGUCUUCCGCUACAACGCUAAUAGUAUUUAUAGGACAGAAAUAUGGUAACCGAGUAUUACCUACUUCUAUACCAGCUGAUGAAUUUGAGAAGAUUAAGUACGCAUUGUUACAUAAUAAAAGACGUGAAACAAGAAGAGCCUUUCUUCUUGAUAUUUGGUUCAUCAAAGAUGAGAAUAACAUCCCCGCUGUGUAUAUCCCUACAAAGGUUAAACUUGAUGAUAUAAAGAACAGCAUUCAGUCUCAGAAUAAUUUCACAAAAGAUUCAUACUGCCCGGAAACCAUGGAAGAAAUAGAAGAUGAAAUAUUACGACAACUAGAAAGGGGCACCAAAUUAGUUUAUGAAGAUGGCUGUUCAAGGAAAGAUAACUCACAGUGCUAUCGGUUGUCAGAUCUUGAGAAAAAUCUUCAGAUUGGUUUGGACUUUUGUGAUAACCUUAAUGAUAAAUGUAUCUUGAUAUUAAGAAAGAUCAUUGAUUUACAUAACUAUGUUGAAGAUAACCAAACCCCAGAAUUCAUUGAAUUACAGUUUGAUGAAAUUGAAGAAGAGUUGAAACCCAAUGAGGAAUCUCAAAUUCGCCUAGAAAUGAUGAAGUCCAAAGUGAUGGGUUUAAUCGGAAAAGACAACACCCUUUCGUAUAACGUUUUAUGGCGUUACAACGAUGUUAUUAACGCUGAGCUUCACACUGAAUACUUAAACACUCUAUGUGAUGAACUGUAUGGAAGAUUAAAAGUUCAGAUAGACACCUUGUUACCACCAGCAACAAAGAGUUUUCUACCGACAGACGAACUAGCAGUAGAAGUAUCCAAACACUGGACUCGCUGUUUUGAUGUAGCUGGUCGAUUUUAUGGUGGAGAAGAUGUUCUCAACAAAGUUUAUGAUUACCUUAGAACAGAUUCUAGUUGUCUUUUUAUACUACAUGGCCCGUCUGGUUCAGGCAAAACAAAAUUCUUAUCCAAGAUUGCCACGGAUACAUAUGGUCUCCUGGGAGGUAACACAAUUACUAUUAUUCGUUUUAUUGGCUAUACCGUUGUCAGUUCUACCGCACGCCAGUUACUAUACGGGAUAUGUUGUCAAAUAUAUGUUGCCCUUGGAUUAGACACCGGUACCAUACCAGUAGAUCUUAACCAUUUACAGCGGUUCAUGCAUCAUUUACUAAAUAAUAUACCACAACAAUAUACCUUGGUUAUUUACCUGGAUUCUAUUGACCAGUUACAUUCAGAGGCUGAUGAUAGAUAUGCCUGGAUUCCAGAUAAACUGCCACUAAACGUAAAGCUCAUUGUGUCCUGUUACUCGGAAUAUAAUCCUUUAACUACCAGAUUGUUCAAACUAGCUGCAGAUGCAGAUAAUUUUAUACAGAUGACGGAUUUCAAGCCGGACGACUGCGCUGUUCUUCUUUUUCAUUUUCUCAAUCGAGUUAAGCGAACUAUUACAGAUAAACAGUUGCUAGCCGUGAAACAUGUGUUUGAAAAAUGCUCGUCGCCAAUAUUUGUGAAACUACUAGCGCAUGAGUUAAAAUCGUUUAAAUCCUUUACUGAAGUUGAUCAACUAAAUUUGCCCACAAACAUUGAAGAGGCACUGAAAAGACUUUUAACCAAUCUUGAAAAUCUGCAUGGGCGUGUUUUUGUGGGAAAAUGCUUGGGUUAUUUAGUGUCAUCCAAUACCGGACUGAGUGAUUCUGAAAUGGAAGAUAUUUUGUCAUUAGAUGAAGAGGUUUUAGAUGAUGUAUAUCGAGAUUACCAACCACCAAUAAGACGGAUAUCACCGGCCAAAUGGUUGUAUUUAAAAGAUAAUAUAGAAGGUUUUUUAUAUAGUUAUGAUACGGAUGGUGUAACUGUUAAUAUGGUAAAACACGCCUGUUUCAUCGAGCUUAUUAAACGAAAAUACCUUUAUAAUAUUGAUAUUAUACAGAAACAACAUUCGGUUUUAGCUGAUUUCUUUCUGGGAAGUUGGUCUGGUAUUGCUAAACCUGUUAAUUCGUUAACAGCAUCAGAGCGAUAUGUCAUAGCUCAACCACUUACAUUCGAUUAUAGUGGUCUCGUUCGCUUUAACAAGAGGAAGUACGAUCAGCUGCCGAGACAUUUAAAUCGAAGCGGUCGUCUGGAUGAACUCAAUCGACUCAUUUUCUUUAAUUACCAGUGGCUCUACAACAAAAUAAAAUCUCUAUCAUUGGAACAUAUUAUAGAAGACUUUGUCCUGAAUCCUAGCCAAGAAGCUUCGCUUGUAAAGGAAGCAUUAAAGCAGUCCCAAUCAACAAUAAAAGAUGAUAUAGACAAUUUAGGUCCAGAAUUAAUCGGUCGUCUACUACCAUAUUAUUGGGAUAGCGUGCACAUCCGAAGAUUAAUAGAACAAUGUAAAAUGGAUGGGUGUCGCAACUGUGCCUUCAUACCAAACAUUCCCUAUACGCGUACGGCGGGAUCGGCAUUAAAAUCCACUAUUACAUGCCCAGUGGUACCAGAAUAUUUUGCCUUUGUUGAUUCGGAUAAGUAUCUAAUAUGUAAAGCACGUGAAGAUUCUAACGUGUACAUAUAUAAUGUAUCGACUGGUAAAUGUAAGGACAAUAUCUUUGCUUCUAAUGGUGAUCUGUAUACAACACCUAAUGGACAACUACUUAUAAUAGUUGAUCAUAUUACAGAAGCUGUCAUCAAGGUUCAUGAUACGAAGACCGGGACAUUUAUAGGCCAAAUUAUUCCACAAUUAUAUAUAGACAAUACGGCUGGUGAGAGUUACAGUUUGGGACCUGUUAGUUUAUCGAACGAUACAUUAUGUGUCAUCGCUAUGGGUGCAGACUGCUCCUAUUUAUGUAUUGCUGACCUCGUGGAAUGCCAGGUAGUGAAGAUGAUAUGGCUGGAUGGGAAGGCGACAUUUUGUCACAUAAAACCAGAUUAUCGUCAGGUGUUUUGUAACUGUAGUGAUACCUUGCUUGGAUAUGAUUUGAUUACUUAUUUUCAGACCUGUAAUAUUCAGUUGGAAUUCAAUCCAAAGAUCAUGGUGUUCUCACACGAUGCAUCAUUGGUUUACGUGGGUAGUACCGAGUCAACCACUGUCGUAUGCAUCAAGCUAUCUAAUUUCACCGUGGACUUACUGUUUAAACUGAAUGUACGACACGAACUAAAUAAUCAUCCUAUACAAGACAUCUGUGUGGCUAGAGAUAAUUUGAAAGUGCUUGUAAGGGGUAAAUAUGACAUAUUGGUUUAUGAUGAACAUUUGAUGACAUUAUACUCACAGAUUAAACGACCAAGCGAUAUACCGGAGGAAUUCAAACUACCAAAAAGUCAUUUCCAGGAAUUGGUAUUCACUGAUGCCCAGUUUAGCAGUGAUAGUAGCUGCGUCUUGGCAGUUAUCUUUAGAGCGGUGUAUAUAUGGCGAUUAGAAGGAGAAAUGGUAACAACGGUACAAGCACCAGUUGGUAUGAUAACUUCAUUAUUGGUAGCCAAACAUUCCCAGAAGUUUGUUACACAUACAGAUGGCUCUGCUGAAAUACAGGUAUGGAGCAUUUCCAAUACAACUGUUAACAAAACCAGUACUGAAAAGCUUACAGGAAAAGUGAAGAAAAUUGUCGUGGAUAAAUUCGGCGAAAUUGCAUACGUUCAAUGUGAUAACAGUGAUGAGAUAGGUAUUAUUAAUAUGAAAUCAGGACUAUUGAUAGGAAUGUUAACCCACACAAGGAACGUGGUGGACUUUAUGAUCACCCCAACUGGCAAAUAUUUACUAGUUACAAUAAACCCAAGAUUAAGCAACUCGGCUGUUAAUAUAUGGGAUACCGAGAAACGUAAAGUCAUAAAGGAAUUUGGAAAUGCUGUAGUUAAAUGUGUUCCGUGUCAUGAAAGGGAACAGUUAUAUUAUAUGUGCCAAAAUGAGAUUUCAUAUGAAGCUCCGUAUUUCUUACAUUCUAUCAGCUUUGAAAACAGUAAGACACUCCAAAUUAAACACUCCGCACCGUUAAAGUAUAUUUUAGACGAUCCGUUCAUUACAUCCAAUGAUUGUUUCCUGGUAGUGCUGACUGCUGAUGGCUACCAAGAGAAAUCUGGACAAUAUGCAAAUUUAGAAAUGUGCGUUUUUGAUCUUCAAUCCAACUUAGCCUUACAGCGGUAUACCCCCGAUACAAUAUCUUCACCAACUAUUAUCCAGACUCUGAUUGCUCUACGGCCAUAUAAAGCUUCAGAAAACACAGUUGCUAUAAUCUACAAGAGUGGGGAGUCAAAGAUUGAUGACACUGAUAAUGAUGGUGAUGGUUCAGCAACAGGUCUCUGUUUGUUCCACCUGAACAACCAACUCAUAACCAAAGUGUUCCAUCCUUUACCACAUGCUGUUAGUAGAGAGAUGGUUGCCAGUUACAUCUUUUCCAACGACUUUACCUUCUGUCUGACAGAUAAAGGAACAUUAGUUCAUCUGGAAGCUAGAAAGGAAACCAAUUUAAGAUUUACAGUACCAUGUAUUCUGUGUGUAAAUGAUACGGUUGUUGUCUAUUGUAAUGAUUCGAUAUUAUACGCUAUCAGACUAACAGAUAAAACACGGCUGGGAAAAUGUAAAGUUCAUUCUACCAUAUGUUAUCUGAAACAAUGUCCAGAUGAUAGUGUGAUAUUGGUAGGGUGUACAGAUGGUGCGGUAUUAUCAUAUACAUUAAGUAAUGAAGGUAUAGGGGAUACAGGUAUAAGCUGGGGCAAUGAUAAAGAAGAGAGCGGAAGGAAAUCUAUCACCUGGGAUAAACUUCAUUCAGAGGAUGAUAUCAUAUGUUCCCGUCCACCAACAGUUACUUGCCAUGGUCCACAAGACAAAACGAAUCUCGACCAAAUAAAACCCCUGCCCCAAAUGCUCAGACCUGUUUCAGCAUGUUCAACACACUCAGUUAUCAAUUCUAAAACAUGCGUGUUAAUGUAAGAUAACCAAUAUGGACUAGUUAUCCAUGGAUGUAUUUAUAGUUUUAAUGUGAGAUAACAAGUAUCGAUUAGUUAUCCAUCGAUGUAUUUAUACUUUUAAUGGAGAUAACAAGUAUCAACUAGUCAUUGAUGGAUAGUUUUAUAGUUUUAAUGUGAGAUAACAAGUAUCGACUAGGUAUCCAUGGAUAGUUUUAUAGUUUUAAUGUAAGAUAAUCAAUAUCGACUAGGUAUCAAUGGAUGUAUUUAUAGUGUUAAUGUGAGAUAACAAGUAUCAACUAGUUAUUGAUGGAUAGUUUUAUAGUUUUAAUGUGAGAUAACAAGUAUCGACUAGUUAUCCAUCGAUGUAGUUAUAGUUUUAUAAUAUAAUAUAUUAUAUCAUGUAGGCCUAUGGAAUUUGGCCUGUAUUCCCUUUGUAGACAGAUCCAGCUUUAUGGCGAAUUUGUCUUUUAGCUUAAUUUUGAAAAGUGCGUUCAAAUUAAACUUCUUGUUAUAGUACCGCGUCGGUCCAUUAUCAGAUAACACAAUUUGUGUACAGAGACAUACCAAUCUGUUACCUUUUGAAAAUUAGGACUAAUUGUUUUAGGAAUCGUUAUUUUCUAAUAAAUAUGCUUGUAGAUCUCAUAAUAAUUUUGUAUAUUCCAUUUAAAACGCAAGAAGUUGGAGAUUCCAAGUGAAUCCUAGGUAUAGCAAUUAGAAUUUAUAUUAUAGUUCAGAGGAUAGAACUUUUGAGAUAAACAUUUUCUGGAAAUCUUUGUGAUAAACAUUCUCUGAACUAUUGAGAUAAACACUUUCUGGAACUUUUGAGAUAAACAUUCAUUAUAUGGAACUUUUGAGAUAAACACUCAUUCUAUGGAACUUUUUAGAUAAACUCUUUCUGGAACUUUUGAGAUAAACAUUCUCUGGAACUUUUGAGAUAAACUAUUAUUGACAUU
Messenger RNA from Patella vulgata (common limpet), 6239 nucleotides. Its product is annotated as NACHT and WD repeat domain-containing protein 2. The record is from RefSeq and is a predicted model, not a curated record. NCBI's taxonomy places the organism in Eukaryota, Metazoa, Mollusca, Gastropoda, Patellidae. Gene Ontology annotation, molecular function: protein binding. The transcript is spliced from 7 exons. Bases 137 to 5308 code for a protein of 1723 amino acids.